ACAUAUUUCCUUUUAUAAAUAGCAAGAGCACUUCCUCUGCUCCUUUCCUUUCUUAACUAGUUUCUGCACACAUAUAAGCUCAACUUUAGAGCACCCUCUUCUUCAAACAUCUCUCUCUCUCUCUCUCUCUCUCUCUCUCUCUCAUUAUGCCUUCAAGACUUUCAGAAGCCUUUAAAGACCAUCCUGUCUACUUGCAUCAUAAGUACCUGGACUUCAGUUCGGUGAAGGAGCUGCCGGACUCCUAUACAUGGACUACACAGCCUGAGGACUACCCUUGUCCUAACUCACCAAGUGGCCAAGAAGUGACCGUGCCGGUGAUCGAUCUUCACCACCCGAAUGCACUAGAACUCAUAGGCCAUGCGUGCAAAACUUGGGGCGCCUUCCAAGUCACCAACCAUGGCAUACCCAAGAGGCUCCUCGAUAGCAUCCAAUCAGCUGGUAAGAACCUCUUCUCUCUUCCGGUGCAUCAGAAGCACAAGGCUGCUCGCUCGCCCAACGGUGUCCCCGGCUAUGGUGUGGCACGGAUCUCUUCGUUCUUCCCCAAGCUAAUGUGGUCCGAGGGCUUCACCAUCAUUGGAUCUCCGCUUGAACAUGCUCGCCAACUUUGGCCUAAUGAUCACGCGGAAUUCUGUGAUGUAAUUGAAGAGUACCAGAAGGAGAUGAGAAAGCUAGCCGGGAGGUUAAUGUGGUUGAUGCUCGGGUCCCUGGGCAUAUGCAAGGGAGACAUCAAGUGGGCCGGGCCAAAAGGGGACUUCGCCGGGGCGUGCAACGCGUUGCAACUGAAUUCUUACCCGGCCUGUCCGGACCCGGAUCGAGCCAUGGGUCUCGCCCCACACACUGACUCGACCCUUCUCACCAUCCUCUUCCAAAACAGCACUAGUGGCUUGCAAGUCCUCAAAGAGGGUUCUGGAUGGGUCACGAUACCUCCAAUCCCCGGUGCACUUGUGAUCAAUGUGGGUGACCUCCUCCACAUAUUGUCCAACGGCUUGUACCCGAGUGUCCUCCACCGGGCGGUCGUCAACCGGACUUGGCAUCGCCUGUCCGUGGCUUACCUCUACGGCCCUCCAAGCAAUGUCCAGAUCUCGCCGCUAUCGCAAUUGAUCAACUCGAGCAAUCCCCCGCUGUACCGGCCCGUGACUUGGAGCGAGUACCUCGGCACCAAGGCAAAGCAUUUCAAUAAGGCACUGUCGUCGGUCCGGCUUUGCGGGCCGAUGAACAAAUUGCAAGAUGUAAAUGACCAAAUAGUGAAAGUGGGCUAAGCAUUAGACAAUGAGAUGUUGAGAUUACUAUUGUUAUUAAUUGCCCUUAAA
Molecule: messenger RNA, 1310 nt
Organism: Eucalyptus grandis
Lineage: Eukaryota; Viridiplantae; Streptophyta; Magnoliopsida; Myrtales; Myrtaceae
Product: gibberellin 3-beta-dioxygenase 1
Exons: 2
Coding region: 147-1259 (370 amino acids)
Biological process (GO): gibberellin biosynthetic process; response to light stimulus
Molecular function (GO): gibberellin 3-beta-dioxygenase activity
Source: RefSeq, a predicted model, not a curated record